Dovyalis caffra is the source of this 1065-nucleotide messenger RNA. Lineage: Eukaryota; Viridiplantae; Streptophyta; Magnoliopsida; Malpighiales; Salicaceae. The record is from the annotation of a GenBank genome assembly.
AUGAGUUACCCUGAUUCCCAUGUUUCUUUUAUGGCACCACAGGCCUCAUAUCAAUCAGGCAGUGAUGCUAUUGGUGUGUGGCCUCAAUUUGUAAUGAAUAACAAUGAGCAAUUAGAACUACAUCAACACCAACCUCCUUAUAAAAGAGCAAGAAACUCUGAGGAUAAUACCAACCAAUCCUUGAAUUCUAGGAUGCCACCAACAAACAACCUUCCAGUCCAUAAGGGAGCAACCAACAUCUUUUUCAAGACAAGAGUGUGUGCAAAGUUUAAGACCGGUACUUGUAGGAAUGGUGAGAAUUGCAAUUUUGCUCAUGGAAUGCAAGACUUGAGGCAGCCUCCGCCAAAUUGGAAGGAACUAGUGGGUGUAAGUGUAAGUGUAAGUGGCGAAGAGGAUAGGUCAACAGCAACAAAUUGGGAAGAUGAUCAGAGGAUAAUCCACAAGAUGAAGUUGUGCAAGAAGUUUUAUAAUGGGGAGGAGUGUCCUUAUGGAGAUAGGUGCAAUUUCCUUCAUGAGGAUCCAUCAAAGUUCAGGGAGGACACAGGGAGGUUCAGGGAGAGUUCUGCAAUAAGUAUUGGGACUACAGGGCAGCCGUUGAGCCAUGGAAGUGCUGUGUUUAAUGCUGCUGAAGUUAGUAGGCCUUCAAACAAUGUUGUUUCUGAUGCUUCUCGUUUAAAUAUAACAAAGCCUGUUUAUUGGAAGACAAAGUUGUGCACUAAGUGGGAGAUGACAGGUCAAUGCCCCUUUGGCGAGAAAUGUCACUUUGCUCAUGGGCUAGCAGAGUUACAAGUCCCUGGUGGACGCACUGAGGUGGAAGCAGGAAAUGCAGGCACCAUUUUGACUAAACCACCACCGCCUGUUUUUUCUAAUAAUGUGUCUCCAAGUAUGACGGUGAAUGUUCCUAGUUUAAUUGAGGAGAAGCAAGGUACGAAAUGCAUAUUAAAGGGGAAAGGACAGAAGAAAAUAAAUCGGAUUUACGCUGAUUGGCUUGAUGAUUUGCCAUUAGUGCACAACUUGACAAACCAAGAUGUUUUCAGUUCAAAAGGCACGGGAGAUGAGGCAUAG